Limulus polyphemus (Atlantic horseshoe crab) is the source of this 568-nucleotide messenger RNA. Its product is annotated as hemagglutinin/amebocyte aggregation factor-like. NCBI's taxonomy places the organism in Eukaryota, Metazoa, Arthropoda, Merostomata, Xiphosura, Limulidae. Gene Ontology annotation, biological process: collagen fibril organization. The annotation marks the transcript as partial. Gene Ontology annotation, molecular function: extracellular matrix structural constituent. The transcript is spliced from 5 exons. The record is from RefSeq and is a predicted model, not a curated record. Gene Ontology annotation, cellular component: extracellular matrix.
CGACUUUGUACAUAGCUGAAAACUUCCCCCUCGGAAAUCAAGAGAACAUCAACCAAAAGGUCGGUUAUUUGCGGUGAAGUAUGAAAACGACACUUGUUGUAGUUCUUGUCGUCUGGUUGUUGUUGGGCUAUUUCAUUCUUCCUGAAUUUGAAGAGGCUUGGAUAAACGACUGGGAUGGCGUUUUGGACUUUCAGUGUCAACAGAAGUACUCCAUCAAGACCAUAUCUAGUAUCCAUGACAACUAUCACGAGGAUAGGCGUUGGCAUUUCGACUGUGAAAAAACUUUUCAAGAUCCAUCGUGCUAUUUCACGAACUACGUCAACGACUGGGACGGUCUGAUUCAUUUUACCUGCAGUAAUGGAGAGGCGAUCGCGGGUUUUAACAGUUACCAUGACAAUCACAGAGAAGACAGAAGAUGGAAAAUCUAUUGCUGUAAAGAAAAAAAUAAAUGUUCCAAAGCUUGCACUUGGACAAGGUAUGUUAAUGACUGGGAUGGACACUUGCACUACACUGUCCCCAAUGGCUACGUUUUAAGAGGUGUCAUCAGUGAACACGACAACGACAGAGA